Magallana angulata is the source of this 1420-nucleotide messenger RNA. Its product is annotated as girdin-like. The transcript has 5 exons. Lineage: Eukaryota; Metazoa; Mollusca; Bivalvia; Ostreida; Ostreidae. Bases 182 to 985 code for a protein of 267 amino acids. The record is from RefSeq and is a predicted model, not a curated record.
UCAGCACUGUCAUAACGCCACGCAUGCACCGUCAUAAACAUCGCACCUGCGUAAGAGAGCAUAUUUUUAAGUAACCGAUGAAGCGUGACGACUCUACAGACUAUAGGUGUAUAAGGUCCGUGUCUGUUCGCACUCCCAGGGGACCGCUCGCCCAGUUAAUUCCUGUUAAUUCUAUGCAACCAUGUCAGCCCGGAAGUUGAGCGGAGUGAUGAUGCGCAGAAAGAGCAGCGAGGGUUUGCUGGAUACAGCAGACGACUUGGCGGAAAAACUGGACUGUCUUGGCGACAUUUUGGAAGAGAUCGACCAGAAGUAUAGCGAGGCUGUUGAGGAAGAGUGCAUCAAAGAGAAAGAGCAUGGCACCAACGUCCGACUGUACAGGCGCCUGAAAGAAGGACUGGAGUCCGCCAGGACGCUGAUUGGAUGUCUGAGGCGGGAAAAAUGGAGGCUCAACAGACGGAGAAUGAGCGUGGAACUCAGACUUGACGAAAUGGAGGACUACAAACAACAUGUCAAGACUGACAUGACGAGUCUUAACGACACAGUCGAUGUCUUGAGUUUACGCCUCGUUCAGCUGGAGAAUGAUUUGGUGGAGCAACAGGAAAUCCAGGAGGAUCUGGAGGCGGAGAGGGCGGAGCUUCAGACGCAGGUCAUCCGACUAGAACUCAAGUGUAAAGAUCUACAAGAAGAGAAGGCUAUUUACCAGGAAGAGGUCAAAUCAAUCAAAAGACAGCGAUCUAAUGCGUCCCUUCAGUUGGAGAAUGACGAACUCAUGUCGGACAUUGAAGUGCUACAGGAAGAAAACAAAAACCUGAAAGAAAUGAUCCGCGCACUAGAAGACGCGAACAAUCCCAAAAACCAAGAUGGCGGCUCAAAUAUGAAUGGCUACAAAAACUUACAGAACAUUGAGAGAAACAACAACAAAUUGCCAGGUAAAACGAACUUUGAACUGCUGAUCAAUGAACAGAGUGAAUCAACGAGCCUGUGAUCUGUGAUUUAUGAACGUAUUAGAAUGAGAGUGUACCCCUGGGUGUGUUCGAAAUGCAAUACUUGAAAUCAUAAAAACCGAGCGAAUAAUCAUUUAGGCACCCAGAGAGCACAACAUAUUGACAAAGUGUAGUGAAAAUCAUGGGAGCUACACUCCAUUAUCAAAUAUUGCAUAGAACAAUACAUCUUGAAGAUUGGACAUUUGAUGUUUGAUCGUUGCAGCAUUAUCCAAGCAUAUGAUCGUUCUCACUACAGCUGCCUUCUCAGAAGUCGCUUAUUGUUCACCGUAGUAGAUAUAGUCCUGUACAUUGGAACAUUGCACAGCCAUGUUAGUUUGUCAUUGUUUUGAUGGCUUUGACGGUUGUUGGUAUCAUUUUAUAACUUGGAGUCUUUCGUUUUGCACUUUUGUAUGAUGAAAUAAAGUUUGAAAAAGUUA